AUGUGUUUUCUUUUAAUAUUAUUCUUGGUUUCACUUCAAAAUUCAUCGAGAUUAACCAAAUUUCAAAUAAAUUAUGUUCACUUAAAGCAUUUUUCGAACGAAUAUAUCGAUACUUCAAGAUUUAACUACACGGAUAUUUGUGGGGAUAUAUUUAAAUACAACGCAAACUCUGAAAAAGAUUAUCUCAUUGGAUCUUAUGAGUUUUAUGAUAAAUGUUGUUCACCACAAUUUUUAGAAAGCUUGGAAAUGGCAAGAGUUGCAAUGCCAAAUUGCCAUAUCGUCAUUAUAUUCUUUUCUGAAUUACCAAAAAGAUGCAAAAACGAUUAUAGAAAAUUGAUCAGUCUGAAAAUAGAGUUUGUCAAAGUUACCAAAAAAGAAACAGAUUACGCAGUUAUUGCUCGGUUUAUUUCAUAUCUUGAUUUUGUUAGCACAAAUUACAAUAAAAUAGACCGUAUAUUUUUAAUGGAUAUUAGAAUUGUGUUAUUUUACUCGGAUUUUUUCCAAACAUUUUCAAAUGAUGAAAUAUCAUGGUUAAGUGAAUGUUAUGGAACAAAAAUUCCAGAACAAUGUUUUGGGCCUUCAAACUUUCCAGACCACGCAAAGUGGUUAUCCAAUUUUAUUUCCAAAGAAAAUUCCUUCAUUAAAUGGUGGGUUUGCUUUUGGUGGGGUUCAAAAAAUGAAAAAAAAACACUCGAAAUUAUUAAUGCACAUAUUGAUAAAUCAAAAAUGAAAUGGGGGUACGACCAAGCAUUGAUCAAUUGGCUCUUUUAUAAUGGUAAAUUUAAAGAAGUUGAUAUGAAAAGUGUAUUAUGCGAACAAAGAUAG
This is a messenger RNA of Entamoeba invadens IP1, 825 nucleotides long. RefSeq lists its product as hypothetical. NCBI's taxonomy places the organism in Eukaryota, Evosea, Mastigamoebida, Endamoebidae. Bases 1 to 825 code for a protein of 274 amino acids. The transcript is spliced from 2 exons. The record is from RefSeq and is a predicted model, not a curated record.